Molecule: messenger RNA, 1734 nt
Organism: Colletotrichum gloeosporioides
Lineage: Eukaryota; Fungi; Ascomycota; Sordariomycetes; Glomerellales; Glomerellaceae
Exons: 3
Coding region: 1-1734 (577 amino acids)
Source: RefSeq, a predicted model, not a curated record
AUGCCCUGCUUCAAGGGCAUCGCCGUGAGCAUACACGCAAACGGCGCACCUCUCCCCGAGUAUGGCAUGCAGAAACAGUCGCGCUUGUCCCGCAUCAGCACCUACAUUCCCGUUCCACAGCCAAACAUCAACCCUGAAUCCAACAAACCGGAGCCCGCAAAGUUCGCCAUUUCCAUCACCCUCCUGACACCAGGCCUGCCCAUCCCCUACUCGACGCCGAAGCCCAACGAAAGCAACCCUUACCCGAAGCCCCAGUUCGUCGGCGGUCUGCCAACCGUCGCCCAUGGGCCGUCAAAGUUUUCCGGCGUCGUCAACCCAUACAUCCCCAUGACCAACUCCGAGAACGAAACGAUAGCAGCGUACAUCUAUUUUGAUGGCAGAACUAAGGAGGAGGUUGCAACGCUGCUGAGGCCGGGCGAAGAAACAUGGGUGAACAGUCGCUGGGUACAGGUUCCCGACUCCGAGGGCGGCGGCUUGGCGGAGCGAGAGUUCCUCUUUCGCGAAGUUGGACUGGAGCGUUGGCUAAAUGGCUUGGACCUUCAAGGCCAUGAUGCGGCUGAGAAGCUGGAGCGUCGCCGGCAAAAGUUUGAGAAACGUCGUCGGCGUCAAAAGGCUGCAACCGAGUCUACCGGUAUGCAGAUGGAGGAAGGGCCCAACGGACCUCGAGAUACCCUUCGGUAUGGCGCUGAUGACGGCUCCCCCGUCGAAGCUGUAUUUGGCGAAGACGACUCUGAUUCUCUGUCCGAUGACGACGAAAUCCCUGAGGCGACUGGACAAAUCAAAGUGCUCAUGUUUCGGGUACUGGCCUCCGGCGAGAUCAAGAAGGGUGAAUAUUCACCGCAAUUCGACGCUCAUGACGACGACGACGACGCCGACGCCUCGAAUCAGGGCAAUGGAAAGUCAGGCGUUGAUGCAGAUGUUGAGCACACAACAAGCUUUGCCAAACCCAAGACGCUGGACCCCAAAACCAUCAGCACGCAAACUGUAACGGGGAUCGACGGCCCGGACAAGCCCUACGCUUCCUUCACUUUCUUUUACCGCGGAGAACGCCAAUUGCAAAAGAUAGGCAUCAUUGCCUCCUCCAAGGCAGCACAGACAACGCCCAGUUCAGUCAAGAGGCGGUCAGGGCAGUUGGACUUUUCCAACUUGGGUCCUCUCAAACCCUCGGGUACAGUUGGUUUCUCUGCUUUCAGAGACCAAGACACGGAGGCCGCUAAAAGACGGAAGGCUCGCAAGAAGAGCAACGGCAAUGUCGGAGGAGCUCUCAACGACGACAGCGACGAUGAAGACGACGAGAACGAGCUCAUUGGCAAGAUGCAAGAUAUCGAUGAAAAGGAUGUGGAUAACAAACUCGCCCCCGAGGAUGUUAAGUUUCAGGGGGAGCUUGCCGACGGUGUAAAUCGCAUCCAUUUGAAGAGGGCACACUCAGCUGAGCCAGACCGGUCUGUGUCUGCGGGUGCUGGAGGCAAUAAUGCCUCUUCUAGCCUCGCUGGCCCCUCUUCUGUGACGACGGCAACCUGCGGCGAUGGUCAAGUGGCAACAGGCACUGAUGAGUCGGUGCGAUCGACAAUUGGUAGCCCAUUGAAGAAGCACCGCCCUAGCAUUAACUCGGGAAAUGAACCGGCGGGGUUGUUGCCGCCUGGAUCUAACCCCGGGUUCGGUGAAAUUUUGAAGCAAGCACAGACGACAGUACCGUCCGCCUCGACUGAAAAGGACGAAGAGGAGGAACUGUGA